AUGUCCUUAAAUCGCGAAUCUAAGCCCGUCCUCGCCGUCAUCGGCGUCGGCCCAGGCAUCGGCGAAGCUGUUUCUCACCACUUCGCCACAAAAGGCUUCGCCGUCGCGCUCAUCGCACGCACAGAAGAAAAGCUAGCCAAGAUCCAAAAGACAAUCAACGACGACAUCGGCCGUCCCGUGUCAAAAUACUACGUCGCAGACGCGCGCUCCGAGUCAUCUCUGCAGUCUACAUUCGCCGCGAUAAAAGCGGAGCUCGGCGCGGUCGACGUGCUCAUCUACAACGCCGGAUCGCGCCGGUUCACCCCGCGCACCAUCCUCGAGACCUCCAGCGAGGAAUUCGAGAACUUCACCCGGAUUAACCUCUUCGGCGCGUUCUUUGCGGCGAAAUGUGUUCUCCCUGAUAUGCUGGCCAAGGGGCGUGGGACGAUCCUGUUUACCGGUGCGACGGGGUCGAUCCGUGGGAAUGCGGGUGUGAGCUCGUUCUCGCCGGGCAAAUUUGGGCUGCGGUCGCUAUCGCAGAUUAUCACGCGCGAGUUUCAGGGUAAAGGGAUCCAUGCGGCGCAUGUUCUGGUUGAUGGGCCGGUCGAGAGCGAUAUUGUGGGCAGUGUGGUCAAGCGGCGGUGGGAGAAGGCGGGCGAGAGCGACAAGGUCAAGGACAAGGACUUGUAUCUGAUGCAGCCGCGGGAUCUGGCGGGGGUGUACUGGUAUUUGUACACGCAGCCGCGCAGUACGUGGACGCAGGAGCUGGAUGUGCGGAGCCAGCAGGAGCAGAUGUUUUCGAAGAUCUGA
Molecule: messenger RNA, 789 nt
Organism: Aspergillus versicolor CBS 583.65
Lineage: Eukaryota; Fungi; Ascomycota; Eurotiomycetes; Eurotiales; Aspergillaceae
Exons: 1
Coding region: 1-789 (262 amino acids)
Source: RefSeq, a predicted model, not a curated record